CCGCCGUAGCCGACCCCUCCUCCUGCCGCCGCUGCGCGCCCGGCGACGCGCGCUUUUGAACCGCCAUGAGCCUGUGGGUGGACAAGUACCGGCCCGGGUCCCUCGGCAAGCUCGACUUCCACCGCGAGCAGGCGGCGCAGCUCCGCAACCUGGUUCAAUGUGGUGACUUCCCUCACCUGUUGGUGUAUGGACCUUCAGGAGCUGGAAAAAAGACAAGAAUAAUGUGUUUGUUAAGGGAAUUAUAUGGUGCAGGAGUGGAAAAACUGAGAAUUGAGCAUCAGAGUAUAACGGCACCUUCUAAAAAGAAAAUUGAAAUUAGCACCAUUGCAAGUAAUUAUCACCUCGAAGUUAACCCAAGUGAUGCAGGAAACAAUGACCGUGUAGUAAUUCAGGAACUCUUGAAGACAGUAGCACAAUCCCAACAGCUUGAGACAAGUACUCAACGAGAUUUUAAAGUGGUGCUGUUAACGGAAGUCGACAAACUCACUAAAGACGCUCAGCAUGCUUUGCGAAGAACAAUGGAGAAGUACAUGGCCACCUGCAGGUUGAUCCUGUGCUGCAACUCCAUGUCAAAAAUUAUAGGACCUAUUCAAAGCAGAUGCCUGGCUGUACGAGUGCCUGCUCCCAGCAUUGAAGAUAUCUGCCAUGUCUUGUCCAGCGUGUGUAAGAAGGAAGGCCUGACUCUUCCACAGGAACUGGCUCGGAGGCUUGCAGAGAAAUCUGGCAGGAAUCUUCGGAAAGCACUACUGAUGUGUGAAUCCUGCAGAGUACAGCAGUAUCCUUUUACUGCUGAUCAAGACAUUCCUGAGAUGGACUGGGAAGUUUAUUUGAGAGAAACUGCAAAUGCUAUUGUUGGUCAACAGUCACCACAAAGGCUUUUAGAAGUCCGUGGACGGCUUUAUGAACUCCUGACACACUGCAUUCCUCCUGAGAUUAUAAUGAAGGGCCUCCUAACAGAACUUCUAAAUAACUGUGAUGGACAACUGAAAGGAGAAGUUGCACAGAUGGCGGCCUUCUAUGAACACCGCCUGCAACUGGGCAGCAAAGCCAUUUAUCAUCUGGAAGCAUUUGUAGCAAAGUUUAUGGCAAUUUACAAGAAGUUUAUGGAGGAUGGACUAGAUGACAUGAUGUUCUAACGCCCAAAGUUGUACGCAGAAUGUUGUGUCAUGAUGCCAAGAAUGUUGCAAAUGUCUGCUUGUCCAUGCUUGAUUGCAUGUGGGUGUAGUUCAAAAGCAAACAUUUUAUUUUGCUAUUAAUACAAAACACAGUGAACUAAAGAACAACAUUUGUUCAGGUUUAGAAACCAGAUGGAUUGUUUGACAGCCACAAAUCCAUCUUUAGAUCUAUACAAAAUACAUUACCCUUUCAGAAAGAUAACAAGUUGCCUUGGAAGAUGUGUAAGAUGGUAGUUCUUUGCAGUCUUUGUAAGCUGACAUUGCCAAGAGAGAACAUGGGUGCUGUGUGCUUGCUUUUUGAUUGCUGGUGGGCAAGGCCGUAAGGAAAAGAUGUUUUUUCCACGUUAUGGUAAGUUCUAGAUUGAGUAUGUACAUUCUGCCUCCUGAUUUAUGUAUUUUGCUGUUUGUCUGGCUUCUUUUAUUUUAGCCAUACUGUUUUCUAUGGUGUGAUGACACAGAACGUUUUCUGACUCUUCUUUGAAAUGGUGGAUGAGCAAUGCUUCUGUGUUGCUUCUAAAUCAGCUUGACAACACUUGUCUACAGACAUAAAAUGCUGUUCAGGUAAAGAUUAUUCCUUUGACUGUGGUUUAACCUAGGGAAAGUUUUCAACUUUUAACAGAUAUUCUUUCAUCUCUUAAACUGGUAUUUUUUUAAGCGGCGAAAUAAAUUGUAAAAAUACGAACACCAAAUGAA
Messenger RNA from Calidris pugnax (ruff), 1868 nucleotides. It is a transcript of the gene RFC3, whose product is annotated as replication factor C subunit 3. Bases 66 to 1136 code for a protein of 356 amino acids. NCBI's taxonomy places the organism in Eukaryota, Metazoa, Chordata, Aves, Charadriiformes, Scolopacidae. Gene Ontology annotation, cellular component: DNA replication factor C complex; nucleus. The record is from RefSeq and is a predicted model, not a curated record. The transcript has 9 exons. Gene Ontology annotation, molecular function: ATP hydrolysis activity; DNA binding; DNA clamp loader activity. Gene Ontology annotation, biological process: DNA repair; DNA-templated DNA replication.